UUCAAUUGAACCAUCUAUAAAAAUGAAUCGUCCGCUCGAUCUAAACGUGGUGAAGCAAGACAUCCUCGUCGGGAUGGUAGAGUGUGAGAAACGGUGCUUGAUGCAGUGCACCAAAUGGCUUGCCGAGUUGAAUCACGGUCUGUCCGAAACUCCCAUCGAACUACGUGGUAAUACCGCACUACAAAACGGGUACGACGGAAUAGACGAUGCCGAAUACGAUAGCUAUUUGCUGGCGAAAAGCUAUUUCCACGUGCGUGAGUACGACCGGUCCGCCUACUUUACGCGAAACUGUGUUUCACCGGUGCCGAAGUUUCUGCAUCUGUACGCAACGUACAUGUCGAAGGAGAAGAAACGAUUGGACAACAUGACGGACAGUUCGGUCGUUAGUUCGGUAAGCCACGCGAAAGACUUUUCCGAACUGUUGAGCAUUUUGCGGACGGAGCAUAGCCAACAGUCCCUCGAUGGUUACUGUCUGUAUCUGUACGGUGUUAUACUGAAAAAGCUGGACCUAACGCGCAAUGCGGUGCAGGUGUUUGUCGAGGCAAUCAGAGCGGAACCUACACUUUGGAGUGCCUGGUUAGAAUUGGCACCACUUGUAGACGAUACAACAAUGUUGAAAAACUUGAAGCUACCGAAUCACUGGAUGAAAAGCAUUUUUGAGGGCUACACUUACAUCGAGCUGUUCCAAAACGACAAGGGUAUCAAAAUUUUCGAAAAUCUUCAAAAGAAUGGUUUCAGCAAAUGUAUCUUCAUCCCCACACUGCUUGCGAUCGCCUAUUCGAACAAGCGGGACGUGGAUCGGUCGAUCGGUAUAUUUCAACAUCUUCAAAGCGUCGAUCCGUACCGGCUAGACAAUUUGGAUUCGUACUCGAAUCUGCUGUUUGUGAAAGAUAUGAAAACGGAAAUGUCCCAUCUGGCCCACAAGGUGGUAGAGAUCAACAAGUACAGCCCGGAGACGUGUUGCGUGGUGGGGAACUAUUACAGCAUACGAUCAGAUCACUACAAGGCGGUAAUGUAUUUUCAACGUGCGCUUAAACUGAAUCCUCGUUAUCUGUCGGCCUGGACACUGAUGGGACACGAGUUUAUGGAGAUGAAAAAUACCAAUGCGGCAAUUCAAAGCUAUCGGCAAGCGGUUGAGGUCAACAGAAGAGAUUUCCGAGCCUGGUACGGACUUGGACAGGCGUACGAAAUUCUCAAAAUGACGUUCUACAGCUUAUACUACUACCAAGCAGCCCAGGUGCUACGCCCCUACGACAGCCGCAUGCUAGUCGCCCUGGGAGAGACGUACGAAAAGCUGAACAAAGAGGACGUCGCACUCGUAUGCUACCGGAGGGCGUACGAAGUGGGUGACAUUGAAGGUGUAGCACUGUACAGUAUGGCCAAGCUGUACGAAAAGCAAGGUGAAACGGAGAAAGCCAUUCCGGCGUUUCUAAAGUUCUGCUCCGACGAGAAGCUGAUCGCGGAUAAGGCAUCCCUGUGUCACGCGUAUAUGACGCUUGGGAAUUAUUACGAAAAGAUCGAAGAUUUCGAGAAGGCGUCUCACUUUGCCUACAAAUGCUUAGACUACGAGGAAAUGAAACGGGAAGCGGAGUCGUUACUGAAAAGCAUCGCCACAAAGCGUGCACACAAGGGAACCACGUCAGCAGCAACAUCAGGCACAGGCACGCGACCACCGGGGUCUGCCAAAGCUGCCGAGGAUGAAAAGCCGGAUGAUGAUGUUGCAACGGAUUCGUACGGUGGGGAGGAUAUGGAGAUGGAUGAAACGAACGUUUCGAAACGGAUCGACAGUGCACUGGCGGAGGAAGAGCCGGGAAACAAUGAUAUGGCGGAAAGUUCCGGCAUACACGAAUUUCCCAUGGAAGAUACGUACGAUGUAAACGAAUGAAGUAAUAAAUGUCUCG
Anopheles maculipalpis is the source of this 1901-nucleotide messenger RNA. RefSeq names its product cell division cycle protein 23 homolog. The transcript is spliced from 2 exons. The record is from RefSeq and is a predicted model, not a curated record. Gene Ontology annotation, molecular function: protein binding. Bases 23 to 1885 code for a protein of 620 amino acids. NCBI's taxonomy places the organism in Eukaryota, Metazoa, Arthropoda, Insecta, Diptera, Culicidae. Gene Ontology annotation, biological process: cell division. Gene Ontology annotation, cellular component: anaphase-promoting complex.